CGCUCCCCACCGAACCACCGCACCCACAUCGCACCAACCCACUAAACCCUUCCGCAUCUCGCCCCCUCGCCGCGCCGCCGCCCCGCCGCCGCCGUCCUCCUUUCCACCCGCGCGGCCGACGUCACCCACCGCCCGAUCUCCAUGGCCGCCUCCACGGCCUUCUCCGCCGCCAGGUUCCUCCCCUCCACCCACCUCGACUCCUCCGCCCGCCUCGCCCCGCUCCGCGCCGCGCCCACCGCCAACCUCGCCUUCUCCCCGCUCCCGCCCGCCUCCUCCUCCCUCCUCACCCUCCAAUCCCCCUGCCCCUCCGGCCCAGGCGGCAAGCUCCCCCCUCCACCCCGCUCCUACUCCGGCGGCGGCAGCGGAUCUGGCGACGACGCCGCGGACUCCGGCGGCGGCCGCGGCGGCAUCCUCGGCAUCUUCCUCGCCGGCUGGGCGGCCCGCGUCGCCGCGGACCCGCAGUUCCCGUUCAAGGUGCUCAUGGAGGAGCUCGUCGGCGUCACCGCCUGCGUGCUCGGCGACAUGGCGUCCCGCCCCAACUUCGGCCUCAACGAGCUCGACUUCGUCUUCUCGACGCUCGUCGUCGGAUCCAUCCUCAACUUCGUGCUCAUGUACAUGCUCGCCCCCACCGCCGCCCUCUCCGCGGCCUCCGCCGCCGCCUCCGCCCUCCCCAGCCACAUGUUCGAGCCGGGCGCCUACUCCCUGGGCUCCCGCGUGGCGACCCUCCUCUCCAAGGGCACCACCUUCGCCGCCGUCGGCUUCGCGGCGGGGCUCAUGGGCACGGCCAUCUCCAACGGCCUCAUCGCCGUGCGCAAGAAGAUGGACCCGGCCUUCGAGACGCCCAACAAGGCGCCGCCCACGCUGCUCAACGCCGCCACCUGGGCGCUCCACAUGGGCGUCAGCAGCAACCUGCGCUACCAGACCCUCAACGGGGUCGAGUACCUGCUCGGCACCGUCGCGCCCGCCCCCGUCUUCAAGGUCUCCGUCGUCGCCCUCCGCUGCAUGAACAACGUGCUCGGCGGCAUGUCCUUCGUGCUGCUCGCAAGGCUCACCGGCGCCCAGAAGUCCGAUAAGCCUGUCGAUUCCGUUUCUGAUGCCAAGGAGAGGUUGGUAGCCGAGGGCGAUGUCAUUGCCGCCAAUGUUAGCGAGGCGAGGGACGGGGAAACCACCAAAUGAUCGUCUUCUGGGUAUAGGAGUGAGUAAUGAUCUGCGUCGUCGCCCAAGCCUCGUUUGCUGCUUCUUGGACUUCAUAUGUUGUGCCAGGAAACCUGUAGAUGAUGAUGAUGAGUUGGUAAUAAUUGCUGAGGCUUGAAACUUUUUGUUCUGUUGGUUUUGGUGUCCUGGUGUGAUGACCUGACAUGCUUAGUCGAUCUUCUUAGAAUAAAGAUUUCAUCUUUCUCGCUU
Lolium perenne is the source of this 1404-nucleotide messenger RNA. RefSeq names its product protein RETICULATA-RELATED 3, chloroplastic. The record is from RefSeq and is a predicted model, not a curated record. NCBI's taxonomy places the organism in Eukaryota, Viridiplantae, Streptophyta, Magnoliopsida, Poales, Poaceae.